AUGGAACUGGCAGCCCGAUGGAGCAAGCUGAGCUUCACAAAGAAGCUGAUUCAGCCCUACGUUAUCGCAUUCGGCAUUCUCGGCUUCGGGCAACUACGGUGCCCUUUCCUCAACAAACAAUCAUCAACAGGUCGAUUUCUCGGAAUACUCCGAUUUUCUUGGGCAGUAUUGCUGAUGGCUGCGUUCACCCUGGCUAAUAUCCUGUCUUUGUACAAAAUUGUUCAACAGCACCGUGGGUCGCUGGAUAGCGGGGUGCUGUUUGACUUUAUAGCAGCCGUUCAACGGAGCAUUGUCACAUUUCUUGGCAUCGUCUGCUUUCACUGCAUCUACAAUCGCUACGUCAAAGCAAUCAACGAGUUGGAGCAUGUCUUUUCCCACCAUCUGAAUGUCAAAGAUCAAAAGGUCAUCGCCCUUUAUGCGGCCAUUAUCUUCAUCGUUUGGAUCGUGACUAGUGCCACAUAUAUGUAUACCAACGAAAGGAACGUCGUGGUGUUUGAGCGCCAAAUCAGCAGCUUUUUUAGUCUACCACCGGGGCUGCCAGUUGCCCAAAUUUUUUCGCGCAUACUGAUCCUCGGGGACGGCCUAAUGAACUCGGGCUUUUCGUUAGUUCAGUGCUUCCCGGUGUUGUUAUGUGCUGCUGCUGGGAAAUGCUAUGGCCACAUUAAUAGCACGUUAUACCAAGCACCGCCGGAGUUGGUUGCCGUGGAAAAGAUUCUGAACGAACAUUACAGUCUCAGCCGAUUGGUACAGAGAAUUAACCGUCUUCUAUCCUCUACCUUUUUCUUCGUCUAUAUCAACGUGGUCUGCACAAUUCUCAGCUGCAUAAUUAGGGCGAAAACGGGAGUAUAUCAAUUUCCGCCGAGUUUUAUUAGUACCUGUUUGUACACUGCUAUCGGUACACCACACUUUAUCUGGCUGUAUGAACAGGGCGAAGCAAUCAAAGAUUCUCUGCAUGACAUCGGAUACCAAUUGCCGCGACGGGACCGUUUCGCCAUGCAUUUUCUCAUCCAGCGGUCCUCUUCGGUGACUGUGGUUUUUAAUAUAGGUGGAUUUUUCGCCAUCGAUAGAACGUUCAUCGCGACGCUGGCUGGAGGGAUUUUGACGUUUGCUUUGGUUGUGGACCAGUUGCAGUCAAAACCCAUGUCCCUGGAUGAUCUGAACAGCGCGUUCGACUUUGUUUCAAUUUUGACCUUCUUUGGGAUUUUCAAAUGAGUGUUACAGUUACGGGGAGUUCCAGAUGAAGCAAUCAGAACAAUCGCACAUCAUAACCCAGGGUCGACGUAAUGGAUCGCCAGCUACCUGUAGAUAGAUCCCAUCAACUGCUAUAUUUUUCAGCGGUAAGUUCCCUGUUUAAUGCCAGUAAACCUGGCAAUUUUGUUAAUUCCCGAAGGGACGCUAUGUCAGAAUCCUUAGCUGUAGUGAACGCGUCCCCAAGCGCAAAUCAUUAAAUCAACAUGCACAAGCAGAGUUAUUGAACGGAAGUAGC
Molecule: messenger RNA, 1486 nt
Organism: Paramacrobiotus metropolitanus
Lineage: Eukaryota; Metazoa; Tardigrada; Eutardigrada; Parachela; Macrobiotidae
Exons: 4
Coding region: 1-1212 (403 amino acids)
Biological process (GO): sensory perception of taste
Cellular component (GO): membrane
Source: RefSeq, a predicted model, not a curated record